AUGAAUUGCGCAAAGCUUAAUCACUACGCGGCUAAUGAGACCAGGUCGUUAAAACCGGUUGACUAUCAGGGAAAUUACGAUCUCACUUUCCUUAACGUUCAGACAUUUAUCUUGACGAAGACACGAACCAUCACUUCAAAUUCUUUGGUCGGCUCAUUGAAAAUCAGAACCUUAUCCAUUAUUUUAAGUUUCCUAUAUAUAUAUAUAUCUUUAUGUGAUAAGGCUAUAAAUAAAUUACUACUGAUAGAUCAAAUCUUGUUUCUGCAAAAUACUCUGUUUCUUUAUUUGGACUGGAGUGAGAUAACAUUAAAGAUUGCGCUCCAGGAAACGGUGAAAACGGUCGGCUCUUUAAGAUUCUGUGGCAGUGAAUCAGUGGAGACUAGCAAGAGAGAUAUGGUGAUGGAUGAUAAGAUCUAUGUAGCGGUGACAGGGAGAGACCUGGAAAACAAGUCUAGCCUCGUUUGGGCGAUACAGAACAGUGGAGGCAGAGGGUUUUGCAUCGUCUAUGUCCAGAAACUGCGGCUUUGUAGAAAAGAGAAGGAGAGAGCACAUAAGAUUGUAGACAAGUACCUUAAUAUAUGCAGGCAAAUGCAGGUCAGUGCAGAGACGAUAUACAUCGAAAUGGAUUCAGUAGAGGAAGGUAUCCUCCAAUUGAUUUCUAACCGCGGAGUUAAGAAACUUGUCAUGGGAGCAGCAGCUGAUAGACACUAUUCAAUGAGAAUGAGAGACUUGCAGUCCAAGAAAGCUAUUUACAUUCGCAGAGAAGCCCCUGCUACUUGUCAUAUAUGGUUUACAUGCAAGGGAUACUUAAUAUGUUCAAGGGAAGGUAGGAGAAGAGAUGACUUGUAUUUAGAAUGUGCAUCUUCAAAUUCUUUGAGCCAAUCUAAGAUAACUAAAGGAACUGAAAGUUUUCCAAGCUCAAGUAUGGUCAAAGAUGAUGAUAGGAUUCAAGUAUCUGAUGCAAUCAAAAGGGCUAAACAGUCAGAAAAUGUGUAUAUCAGUGAGCUGAAAUGUAAGAAAGAAACAGAGAAUGCACUGAGAACAACAAAAGAAGAACUUGAGAAGAUGAUAAGAAAGCUUCAAUACAAAUACACCUUAUCAAUGGAAGCAGUGAGAAGACUUAGACAAGAACAAGAAGAGUUGAAGAUAGAGCUUAAAGAAGUAUCAAAACUGAGUAGUAACCGCAAGAACCAUGGACCACCUCAGUACUUCAUAUGCCCCAUUACACAAGAUGUGAUGGAGGAUCCACAUGUAGCAGCAGAUGGUUUUACAUAUGAAGGGGAAGCCAUAAGUAGUUGGUUUGAGAGAGAACAUGAGACUUCUCCAAUGACUAACAAGAGCCUUCCUCACACCAGCUUGGUUCCAAAUCUUGCUCCUCGAUCUGCAAUCCAAGAAUGGCUUCAAGCAUCAAGCUCCUGAAACAUUAGCAUUAACUCCUUGUCCUAACACUAGCCGGUGUUGGCUGGUAUGAGUCCAAGUCUUUUGUAAUAAUCUUUAUCUAUUUAUGAUAUUAUUUUGUAAAUCAUUAUUUUUUCAUUAA
Molecule: messenger RNA, 1540 nt
Organism: Brassica napus (rape)
Lineage: Eukaryota; Viridiplantae; Streptophyta; Magnoliopsida; Brassicales; Brassicaceae
Product: U-box domain-containing protein 36-like
Exons: 8
Coding region: 1-1419 (472 amino acids)
Biological process (GO): protein ubiquitination
Molecular function (GO): ubiquitin-protein transferase activity
Source: RefSeq, a predicted model, not a curated record